AUGGUUCCUAAACCAAAUACGGAUGAUUGGCGUCCUUGUGGCGAUUAUAGAGCCCUAAACAAUAUCACUAUGCCCGAUCGGUACCCCGUUCCUCAUCUUCAGGACUUUGCUGGAGCCCUUUUCGGCAAAACAAUUUUCUCGAAGAUCGAUUUGGUGCGGGCUUUUCAUCAAAUUCCGAUUGCGGCCGAGGACAUUCCCAAAACGGCAGUGACGACUCCUUUUGGCUUGUUCGAGUUCCUUCGUAUGCCAUUUGGUCUCCGAAAUGCCUCACAAACUUUCCAACGUUUCAUUGACCGUGUUUUACGCGGCCUUCCAUUUGUUUAUGCGUAUAUUUAUGAUGUUCUCGUCGCCAGUCGAGAUGUGGAGGAACAUCUCCAUCACCUUACCCUGCUUUUCGACCGAUUUCAGCAGUUUGGUGUCACCCUGCAUCCUUCCAAAUGUGUCCUAGGAGCCACUUCUCUUGAGUUCUUAGGUCACCUGAUAGACUCAAACGGCAUUCGGCCUCUUCCCUCAAAAGUUGCCGCCAUUCGGGACUUUCCACCCUCUACCUCGAAGCGUCAGUUGCAACGGUUUCUUGGUAUGGUGAACUUUUAUCGCCGGUCUCUCCCGAACUGUGCCGAUACCAUCCUACCUCUGACCGAUCUCCUCUCAGGUCCCAAACGCACCUUUGAACUUACAUCAGCCGCACUCACGUCAUUUGAGCAGGUAAAAGACCUUCUGGCUGACGCCACCCUCCUGACUCACUUUCACGCUGAUGCACCCAUAUCUUUGAUGGUCGAUGUCUCCAAUGUUGCUGUUGGCGCGGUUCUUCAACAAAGUCUGCCGGAUUCUACCGUGCCUUUGGCUUUCUUCUCCAAGAAACUAUCCAAAGCAGAAACCCGCUACAGCACAUUCGGACGUGAACAUCUCGCCGCUUAUCUUGCCGUAAGGCACUUCCGGCAUUUACUCGAAGGUCGAGAGUUCACAAUUUUCACUGAUCAUAAGCCACUCACGUUUGCAAUACAUUCCCAUUCUGACAAGCUAAGCCCCCGGGAGAUCCGUCACCUGGACUACAUUUCGCAGUUCACUUCAGACAUCCGCCAUAUUGACGGGUCAAGGAAUGAGGUGGCUGACGCACUCUCCAGGCCCUCUAUUGCUCAUCUUCAGCUUUCACCCGGGAUAGACCUCGCUGAGAUGGCCGCUGAAGAACGCCGUGUCGGUCCACCCUGUGAUGAGGAUGUUUCCGGACUCCAACUUCAGGAACUACCACUGACAACUGGCAAUGGCACCAUCUUAUGCGACGUAUCCACCCCUUCCCAUCGUCCAUUUGUGCCUCCAUCUCUCCGCCGCAAAGUUUUCUCCUCCCUGCACAAUCUGUCUCACCCCGGGAGUCGAGCAACCGACAAGCUGGUUUCCGACCGCUUCGUCUGGCCUGGUAUGCACAAGGACCUGAAGGCAUGGACACGGGCUUGCAUUGCCUGUCAACGGAGCAAGAUCCAGCGGCACAACAAGGCCCCCAUUGGUACCUUCCACGGCCCUGGUGCAAGGUUCAGCCACGUUCACCUGGACAUCGUAGGCCCCCUGCCUCUGUCCAAUGGUUGUUCCUAUAUCCUCACCUGUGUGGAUCGGUUCACUCGGUGGCCUGAAGCAAUUCCCCUGCCUGACAUUGCUGCUCCAACGGUGGUCAAGGCUUUUCUCAGUCGUUGGGUUGCUAUCUUUGGUGCACCCUCCACAAUCACUACUGACCGUGGUGCCCAAUUUGAAUCUAAUCUCUUCCAGUCUUUACUCUCCUUUUUAGGCUGUACCCGCAUCCGGACGACAGCCUAUCACCCGGCUGCUAACGGGAUGGUCGAGCGGUUUCACCGCCAGCUGAAGGCCUCCCUACGCGCCGCGGCCGAUCCGGAGAACUGGACGGAUCACCUUCCUCUGGUCCUCUUGGGCAUCCGCUCCGCUCUCAAGCCGGACCUUGACUGUUCCGCAGCUAAACUGGUGUUCGGCUCCACCGUCCGUCUCCCCGGUGAGAUGAUCUCGCCAACCCCUCAAGGUGCAGUUGAGGAUCCUACCAACCUCCUGCAUCGUCUCCGGCAGUUUAUGCGGACACUUUCUCCGGUUCCUCCCAGGUCCUCCGCCUCUCCGUCUUAUCUCGAGAAGGACAUGGCAACGUGCUCUCACGUCUACCUUCGAUGUGAUCGAGUCCGCCGGCCUCUGGAACCGCCCUAUGACGGCCCAUUUCGGGUGCUCUCUCGCGGGCCGAAGACUUUCCGCAUUCAGCGCGACAAUCGUGAAGAGGUCGUGAGUGUGGACUGCCUCAAGGCUGCCGUCCCUGACACUCCUCCGGAUGAGCCCUGUGGUCCUCAACCUUCUGCUUCCCCCCACGGAGCCUCUAUUCCACCGUCCCGUAUUUUCCCCCUGCCCUCCUGUCCGCCAUCUCCGACUGCCACCACCAACUCCAACACAUCCGCCACCAGAUUUAUUCACUCUUCUACGGACCCUGCAUAUAUCACUCGUAGUGGUCGUCAUGUACACUUUCCUGAUCGGUUGGUCACGCAUUUCUUUUAG
Spirometra erinaceieuropaei is the source of this 2538-nucleotide messenger RNA. The record is from the annotation of a GenBank genome assembly. Lineage: Eukaryota; Metazoa; Platyhelminthes; Cestoda; Diphyllobothriidea; Diphyllobothriidae.